GGGAUGGUGUGUUCGUGUGUAUGGGCCAUGCGCGUUGCGCCGCACACGGAAAGGCGUCUGUGGCUGUGACGUAUAUGUGUGCCAAGUGGGAAUAGGUUGCACUGUGUUUGUAUUCUGCCGCGGACAGGUAGUCUGGUGCGUGCGCGUUGGUGUAUGGCGUGUGGCAUGCCUGCCUCGGUGGUGUGGUUUCUGCAGUGUGCGUGUGUGUCGUGUGGUGUGACUCGAUGCUGCCUCUUUUCUGUGCGAUGAGUCCCCAGCUGCUUGCAGUAGUGAUCCCGCCUGCACUUUGCUCUCUUGCCUGCGUGAAUGGAUGCCCGGUAGACUCGAGAUCAGACGAUCUGGUCGCUAUAAAAAAGAAAUGCAAGCUUAGAGUGAGGCUCGCAAUGCGGAGGGAGAAAGGUCCACAAUUGGUGAGAGCACGAUGCCUGUUGUAAUCAUCAGCAACCCUGCAGCGCUUGGUAAGAGGAGAUGGAAUGUAUUGUGUGCUUGUUGCGCCCGUGCAUGUGUCUUGUUCGCGUCAGACACGCUCAAGGCGACAAAGAAGCUCGUCGUCAUCGACUUCACCGCGUCAUGGUGCGCACGCACCCACGCAGAGAGAGGCUGCAAGUGGCCGGCCAGAUCUGCCUCAUACAUAACAUUGGGUGUGUCAUUUCAUUCGCCACACACAGGUGCGGCCCCUGCCAGCGGAUAGCUCCCGAGUACGAGAAGCUUUCCAACGAGUUCACCAACGACACGGCAUUCUGCAAAGUCGACGUUGAUGAGAACAAGGUGACAGACAGAGAGGGGUGGGGCAGUCAUAUCGCUCACUUUUGCUGCACAUGUGUGUGUGUGUGUGUGUGAUGUGUGGGUGCAGGAGACGGCCAUGGCGCACAAGGUGGAGGCGAUGCCGACCUUUGUCUUCGUCAAGGGCGGUGCUGAGGUGGAACGGCUGAAAGGCGCAGACCCUGCUACACUGCGGAAGGUGCGUGCCGACCACACUCGCACAGACUGCCAACUGUGUGUGUGUGUGUGUGUGUUUCAGUUGGUCGAGAAGUACGCGCCUCAGCAGCUGUUCACUGGUGGCGGCCACACUUUAUCUGAGCCCUCGCACGCCCCGCCGCCCCCCGCACCCAACACCGCCAAAGACCACGACUACAGCCCACCCAUCAACACUGACAAGCCCACCACCAAGGUCGGUGUGUGCCCACUCACACACUUGGCAGCCAACGGUGCCCUUUGUGAUGACACUGACUGCAGGUGACGCUGCGGCUGCACACGGGGGAGCAGGUGAAGCUGACCUUCAACAGCUCCAUGGCCGUCAAGGAGCUGUACGCUGCGGCCUCCAAGGCGAGCAACAUCGGUGUGGCCGACUUCCGGCUGUUCUCGUCGGCGGCUUUCCCUCCCAAGCCGCUGGACGACCAUGCGCAGUCGCUUGAGGAGGCGGGGGUGAUGGAGUGCCUCGUCACGCAGAAACUCAAAUGAAGGACAGACAGACAGACAGACAGACGGGGAGAUAAUUCAUUCGUCCAUGCGAGGGAGGUGAGGCUGCUGUCUGGUGUGUCUGAGGCUGGAGAGGGGAUGCCUGGAGUAUGUUAUGUGUGUCGGUUGACUGACGAUGGGGCCUCCCUCAUAACAUACGCUCUGACUGAGUCGUGUCGAUGGAGCCGGGGGCGGUGCGGUGCCUUUAUGUAUGUACUUACUCGUGGUGGCGGCUGGCCUGGCCGGCUGGCAUCUUGGGUCGGUGUGUCUGUCGGUGUGGUGCCCCCCUGAAUGCCUUUUUGAAGUAAAGACCAUUGAUAGAUACCAGGUUGGUGAUGCUUUGGAUUGCAUGCGUUCGUCAGUGCCUCUUCGGGCCGAUGGCCGUGAGGCCGGCCACGAUCUCAUCAUAACGGAGGUAGUGGCCCUCUUCACGGUAGCGGGCACCACGAGACACAGACGAAUGCCAUGCGAGUGCGAGAGAGGCACGUAUGAUUGUAUGCGACAGAGGUGUGCUGACUGAAAUGCCGAGAGGGACAAGAUGGAAGUACUUUGACGUGUCGUAUCAAUUGCGGAAUGUCACC
This is a messenger RNA of Vitrella brassicaformis, 2039 nucleotides long. NCBI's taxonomy places the organism in Eukaryota, Vitrellaceae. The record is from the annotation of a GenBank genome assembly.